AUGGGGAGUUUGGGAGAAGAAGAUCUAGAAAAGCUUGUGCUCGACUAUAUUGAGUCUUCGAUCAUCGUCCCCGAUCAUAUGGAGAAGUCUUCAACUGCUCUAGUAACCCUUCAGGAGAUUCUUGAGACGAAAGGAGAAAAGGAAAAGAAGAUGGAAGACAAGGUUAAGUCGUUUAUCAGGAGAAGAAAAUUAUCAUACGAAGGAGACGAUGAGAAGAGAGACGUGAUGAAAAGGAUAGUAUCUAAGCUCAGAUCUGAUGGUUACAAUGCUUCUAUCUAUGGAACCUCGUGGGAUUCUUCUUUUGAUCGCCGUAAAGGAUGUAGUAGAAUGUUUAGGUGUACCAGAAAGUACGAGUACAUUGAGGUCAUGGUGGCAAGUGAACAGGACGGUGAUGACGGAAGCAAGGAACGUCUGAUAAUUGAUCUUGAUUUCAAGUCUCAGUUUGAGUUAGUGAAGCAGACUGAAAGUUACAAAGACGUGACUCAGAUGCUUCCGACAGUGUUUGUGGCAACAGAGGAGAGACUCAAAAGAGUUGUUUCGUUAAUUUGUGGUGAGAUGAAAGAGUCCAUGAAGAAAGAAGGAAUGUCUAGACCUCCAUGGAGGACUACGAGAUACAUGCUAGCCAAGUGGCUACCUGAGAACCGUUUGACAGUCUCUGGUUCUAAGAAAGGAUCUUGGUCUAUGUUUGAUGAUGGUGAAGGAGGUGAAGCUGUUAAGACAACGAGUGCUAUUGGUUUGAAAACUACGUGUGGACAGUCAGAGAGAGUGCUCAAGAGCCAAACAAAAAAAGAAAGAGAAGGACGAUGA
Molecule: messenger RNA, 807 nt
Organism: Brassica oleracea var. oleracea
Lineage: Eukaryota; Viridiplantae; Streptophyta; Magnoliopsida; Brassicales; Brassicaceae
Exons: 3
Coding region: 1-807 (268 amino acids)
Source: RefSeq, a predicted model, not a curated record